CCAGAAGCAGUCCAUCUACUAGCGAGUUCAAAAUCUUCCCAACCAUCCUUCGGCACUCGUUCUGAACCACAUGAUGCUGCGUCAGCAGGUUGAGGUCUAUUCAUAUCAUAGGCUAGGCCUCAUGUGCACGAUAGAUGCGUGCCCAUGUGACGUCGAUUUGAAUAGCCAGCAGUCCAUUCACCACAUAAACCCGCUCUUUUCCAGCUGUCUAAAUGUCCCUCUAUCACUCGUCGCAAUGCCUUGGGAGUCGAUCAAGCUGAAUUCUGGAUAUUACAUUCCAAGUAUCGGAUUCGGUACUUGGACGCUAGGUAAUGGCCAAGGACCUAUCGACCAGGUUGAACAAGCUCUGGAAAAUGGGUACAACCAUAUCGACACUGCGCAAUCCUACAGGAAUGAAGGAGAAACUGGGGAUGCUUUGAAAGAAAGCGGGCUUUCUCGCUCGGAUGUCUUUGUGACCACUAAGUACUCUGGUACAAAUGGCCUCGACAUCCCAACUUCUAUCAGGAACAGUGUCAACAGCCUUGGGUUAUCGUAUGUCGACCUUUAUCUGGUCCAUUCCCCGCGCCUGGCAGUACCUGACAUCCCUACAUGUUGGGCGCAAAUGGAAAAGGUCAAGGAAGAGGGACUUGCUAAGAGCAUUGGUAUCAGCAACUUUGGCGUCCAAGACAUGGAAAUUUUGUUGGGGUCUGCGAAGAUUAAGCCUGUGGUCAACCAGAUUCUCCUUCAUCCAUACGUCUAUAGGCAACAGAAACCUAUCCUUGAGUAUGCCGCGAAGAAUGAAAUCGUCAUCGAGGCCUACAGCGCGCUAAUCCCCAUUACAAAGUUACCUGGCGGUCCUUUGGAAAAACCGUUGAACGAAAUCGCCGCAAAGUUCGGUGUAACGACCGACCAAGUCCUUCUGGCGUGGACGAAAGCUAAGGGGGGCCCUUUGUCUGCAGAGGAUAUUGCUGCCAUUGACGCUGCGGGCGCUUUGGGCGAGAAGAAAGCAAAUAUGAAGACUAUAUUGAAAAGGGUUGUCGUAGGUGCAAUUGCUUGUACCGCAGUCUUUGGGGCAUGCAACUUCCUCGGCAUCAACAUGAUGUGAAGUGGUCGUUAGCUUUUGAAAAUACUCAUAUGUCUCUAGUACUUGUUCAUUAUCCCGCCAAUCCAGCAAAAUAUGUUCCAUGCUGCAUGACUACUCAAAUAGAACCAUUCUCAGAAGUUUCCCACCCUUACUUCUAAACCAUGCUUGUUCACAAUCAUUCAUUCUAGAUAGAUAAGCCCCAUGAUUCAACAACUCAUGUCAGAGCGAGCUGGAUCUAUUCAUAUCGCUAGGUCCCAUGUGCAUGAUAGACAUGUGCCCCUGGGUUGUCAGCUGUUA
Messenger RNA from Suillus subalutaceus, 1360 nucleotides. RefSeq names its product NADP-dependent oxidoreductase domain-containing protein. NCBI's taxonomy places the organism in Eukaryota, Fungi, Basidiomycota, Agaricomycetes, Boletales, Suillaceae. The record is from RefSeq and is a predicted model, not a curated record. Bases 236 to 1084 code for a protein of 282 amino acids. The transcript is spliced from 8 exons. Gene Ontology annotation, molecular function: oxidoreductase activity.